AUGGGAGCACGGCCUCAUGUGAAGGCUCAGGAAGGGUCCCUGGUAAAGCACCUCAGGACCACUGAUGGAGAGAGCAGAGCAGCAGAGGCACUGGUCACUGGAAAGCUGAGCUCGCAGGAAGAGGACUUCUGCAAGCAAGUUACCCAGGCCAGGUCUUCAGCUGCUGCAAAUAAGCAGCAGUGGGGUUGCUGUGCCCAAGCUCCUGUUCCUCAUCGUCUCCAAGGAAAAGGCACAGAGCCAGGCCCCGCCGCAGGUCAGCUCCAGCCCACAAGCCGCCAGCUGCAGCUCCGUGGUCUCUGCCGACCACGGAGCAUUCGCAAAACUCUCUGCCGAGCUUCCUGCCAUCCCAGCGGGGACGGCGGGGAGGCAGCCGGGCUGCCAGGGCGCCCGCAGAGCGGAGCCCACCACGAGGCUGGGUGCUGCGCCAGCCCCACCGCGGCUCCGAGUUGGUGCAGCAAAGGGGCAACGCUGAAACUCAAGGCCCGCAGCUCGGUUUUCUCCCCCCCAGGCCCCUCGCGGUUCGCUCCGGCGGUGACACAGCACGCCCCGUUCUUCAAAGGAACGGCUGUUGUUCACGGAGAGUUCAAGGAGCUGAGCCUGGAUGAUUUCAAGGGGAAAUACCUGGUGCUCUUCUUCUACCCCCUGGACUUCACCUUUGUCUGCCCCACAGAAAUUGUGGCUUUCAGCAACAAAGCAAAUGAAUUUCAUGAUGUGAACUGUGAAGUGGUGGCAGUUUCUGUGGAUUCUCAUUUUUGUCAUCUGGCCUGGAUAAAUACACCACGAAAGAGCGGCGGUUUGGGCAAAAUGAAUAUUCCAGUUCUGUCAGACCUCACAAAACAAAUCUCCCGUGAUUAUGGUGUGCUGCUAGAAGGACCUGGCAUAGCAUUAAGAGGUCUCUUCAUCAUUGAUCCAAAUGGGAUCAUCAAGCAUCUAAGUAUCAAUGAUCUCCCCGUGGGUCGUAGCGUGGAAGAGACCCUCCGCUUGGUGAAAGCAUUCCAGUACGUGGAAACACAUGGAGAGGUUUGCCCGGCAAACUGGACUCCAGACUCCCCUACAAUCAAACCAAGCCCAGAAGCUUCUAAAGAAUAUUUUGAGAAAGUGCAUACAUAAACACUCAAAUAUGCGGGCAAAACUCUCAGUUACCAUAUGCUGGAGACAUUAAGAAAGCAGCCGCGAUUAUAAAAAAA
Messenger RNA from Nipponia nippon (crested ibis), 1187 nucleotides. The record is from RefSeq and is a predicted model, not a curated record. Lineage: Eukaryota; Metazoa; Chordata; Aves; Pelecaniformes; Threskiornithidae.